Molecule: messenger RNA, 2115 nt
Organism: Musa acuminata subsp. malaccensis (wild Malaysian banana)
Lineage: Eukaryota; Viridiplantae; Streptophyta; Magnoliopsida; Zingiberales; Musaceae
Product: protein ALP1-like
Source: RefSeq, a predicted model, not a curated record
GGCUCGGUCUUCUCGAGGUCGCAACGCACCGAAGCCCCGUUCGCAACGCCUGACUCCAUAUUUGGUGGCUGCACCGCCCCAUGACAAGAAAUCCUCAUUAGAUACUGCUUUGCUGCUGCUCUCGACCCUCAUCAUCCAUGGAAACAUUGUGUUGUGCAUGCCAUGGAAGCAACAGCAGAAGCAGCGGCAUUCUCUCCCCUACUAACCUUUUCCCUCUGCCGCUCUCUCCCUCUCUUCUUUCCUGCUCUGUAUACUAGCCUUGCAUGCCCGCGCUAGGCACCCUUCGCUGCUACCCGCAUCCUGUCCCCACUCAGAGAGAUCUGCUUUGUCUUUCUCCUCUCCUCUUCGCUCUUCUCCUGAGGAGCCCGGUGACCUGUCUCUCUCUGUCUUACUCUGUAUCUUCCUUUCUCCAGUUCAAGAUUUCUUUGGUGUGCGCUGAUCCUUCUCGGUGAGCUCUGGAAUCCGGUUUGGGGUGGUAGAGUCGUGAUCAUGGGCCCCGUUAGAGGGUUCAAGAAGAGGAAGAGGGGGAAGACAAACGUAGCGGCCUCCGCGUCGACGGCGGCGGGGCAGGGUGGCGAUGAUUGGUGGGUUGACUUCUCAAGAAGGAUUACAGGACACUUAUCUGAAGAACCAAGAAAAUUUGAGUCGGUUUUCAAGAUAUCAAGGAAAACAUUCGACUACAUAUGCUCAUUGGUCAGGGAUGACUUGAUGGGAAAAACAUCAAAUUUUGCUUUUGCGGAUGGCAAAUUUCUGUCUGUAGAAGAUCAAGUUGCUGUUGCUUUGAGAAGAUUAAGCUCUGGUGAGUCACUAUUGAAUGUUGGAGUAUCAUUUGGGAUGAACCAGUCAACUGUCGCCCAAGUGACAUGGCGGUUUGUGGAAGCUAUGGAAGAGAGAGCUCUCCACCAUCUCAAAUGGCCAACCACUCAAGAGAUGAAAGACAUUAAGUCCAAGUUUGAAAAGAUCUGGGGUUUGCCAAACUGUUGUGGUGUCAUUGAUGCAACCCACAUUAUGAUGUGCCUAUCUACAGUAGACUCUUCCAGUAAAAUAUGGGUUGACCAUGAGAAUAACCACAGCAUGGUGUUGCAGGCUAUCAUUGACCCUGAUAUGAGGUUCCGAGAUAUAGUCACCGGCUGGCCCGGGAGCAUGAAUGAGUUGCCAGUGUUACGCAGCUCAGGCUUCUUUAAAAUGUGUGAGAAAGGCGCAAGGCUGGAUGGAGACACGGUGGAGAUUCCCAAAGGUUUAGAAUUGAGGGAAUACAUAAUUGGAGACUCAGACUUCCCCCUUCUUCCAUGGCUUCUCACUCCCUACCAGGGGAAGGAUCUUUCGGAUGCGAAAACCGAGUUCAAUAAAAGACUUUCUGCGGCCGGGGUGGUGGCACAGAGGGCAUUGGCAAGGCUGAAGGCUAUGUGGAAGAUCAUUCAGGGGGUGAUGUGGAGACCUGACAAACAUAGACUGCCAAGAAUAAUUCUCGUCUGCUGCUUGCUGCAGAACAUAAUAAUCGACUUGGAUGAUGAAGUGAGACAUGAGAUGCCCUGGUCUCAUGAACAUGACACAAGUUACAAGCAGCAACUCUGCGACAUGGCCGACGAUAAUGGAGUCACACUGCGAGAUCAAUUGUCCCAGUAUCUGUCUUGUAGAUUGCCACCUUGAGGUGAUCGUUGAACUGCUUUCUUUCUCUCUGACCGUAUGCCCAACAAAGGGUAUUGAUAGACGUCUAUCGAACAGCGUUUGUUUUUCUUUCAUCGGAUUCGAUGGCCAAGAGGCAGUUUGUUUGUGUGUGUCAAGUAUAUUGCCUCUUCCAAAUGAGACUUCCGGGAUGAGCUAGAGAUCUCCAUUUGCAGACCGACAAGAAGGGAACAGCCCUUAAGUUUUGUAGGAGGGUAUGCUGAACCUAAGAUCGAUUGGCAAUUAGCAGGGAACAGUUCUCAGUCCUAUUCACAGUUGACAGAAAACCUAAGAGCAACUCUACAUUUGCCGAAAAGAAAGACUCAUUACAUUAGUUUCUAUUUCUGUGAAAUCCUAAUGCAUUCAGUCUCUGUUUCUUGACGAUUAUGAUGACAAUCUGCAGGUUGAUGAUAAAUAAUGGAUUCUGACUCCUACAGCAUCCUUUUCUCA